This is a messenger RNA of Malurus melanocephalus (red-backed fairy wren), 3480 nucleotides long. RefSeq names its product C-C chemokine receptor type 1-like. Gene Ontology annotation, molecular function: C-C chemokine receptor activity. The record is from RefSeq and is a predicted model, not a curated record. Lineage: Eukaryota; Metazoa; Chordata; Aves; Passeriformes; Maluridae. The coding region runs from base 247 to 1317 and encodes 356 amino acids. The transcript has 3 exons. Gene Ontology annotation, cellular component: membrane; cytoplasm. Gene Ontology annotation, biological process: inflammatory response; immune response; chemotaxis.
UGCUGUUUCCUAUUUUCAGAUAUAUCUUCACUCACUAAGAAGAAGAACCCUCUGUUAGACCAGCUUGAUGAAACAGACUGUGUGCUGAUUUCAUUCCAGGACUAUCUGAAACCAGCACAACUCCAUUGGCUGUGCCUGCCCGAGGCUCUGCAAAGGACAGAGUGUUCGUCAUUUUAACCCAGAACAACACUGCCGACUUUCCACUCUGCAGCACACACAACAGCAGGUCCACUGGACCAACCCACCAUGGGAAAUGAAACCACAGACUUCACUGACUGGCCACUGACAACAGAAUUUGACUAUGGCGAUKCAACACCAUGCAUGGGUACUGAGGAAAGGCACUUUGCAGCAAAAUUCUUGCCACCUCUUUAUUCUUUAGUGGUGAUAUUUGGCCUGACAGGCAACAUGCUUGUUGUCCUUAUCCUGGUAAAGUACAAGAGGCUGAAGAGCAUGACUGACAUCUACCUGCUCAACUUGGCAAUUUCYGAUUUGCUGUUUGURUUUUCUCUCCCUUUUUGGGCUUAUUACACAGUUCACGGCUGGAUUUUUGGGGAAGCAYUGUGUCGAAUUCUCUCAGGUGUCUACCUCCUUGGCUUCUACAGUGGCAUCUUUUUCAUAAUCCUGUUGACCCUGGACAGGUACCUGGCCAUYGUGCAUGCRGUGUUUGCUUUGAAAGCCAGGACAGUUACCUAUGGCAUUCUYRCCAGUGUUGUCACUUGGGUKGUUGCUGYUCUUGUUUCUGYUCCUGGGGURRUAUUUCACAAAACUCAGAAGGAAAAUUCAGGUUAUACUUGCAGUUUUCAUUACCCAAGUGAUUCCACAAUAAAUUGGAAGUACUCCUUUAUUUUAAAGAUGAACAUUCUGGGACUUCUUAUUCCAAUGUUAAUUAUGAUUUUCAGUUACUCACAAAUUCUAAAAACAUUAUUCMGAUCUAAGAAUGAGAAAAAGCAGAAGGCAGUCAGACUUAUUUUUGUGAUCAUGAUUUUUUACUUCAUCUUCUGGACGCCAUUCCAUAUUACUUCUUUUUUGCAUACAUUUCAAAAUUCACUUUUCACCCCAGGUUGUGAAAUCAAAGGUCAACUGGCGAARGCACUCCAAGUGACAGAAGUAAUCUCAAUGAUCCACUGUUGCAUCAAUCCUGUGAUCUAUGCAUUUGUUGGAGAAAAAUUUAGGGGAUAUCUUUAUACCUUUUUCCGAAAGCAUGUUGCACCUCACCUUUGUAAAAAAUGUCCAAGUCUUUAUCGUGAAAAAUUGGAAAGAGUCAGUUCUACAUUCACACAAUCUUCUGCAGAACAUGACAUCUCUACUGGACUGUAAAAAUACAUCAGAACAUUGRUUAGUAAAUCUUGCAUUACUUCCUUUGCCUUAAGGAGAGCCUGUCAUUAUUUAAGAUCUUUAUGUCAACCACUACUGAAAAUUGUAUGACCCCAUGUUGUUGUGGUGAACUGCUCUCUGGGAUUACAGCAUUUUCCUUUGUUAAACUAAGAAAGUCAAUGAGUUCUCCAGGAAACAUUAACUGCAUAGCUGGGUCAYAUCAAGAUUUAAAUAGAGCCAAGGCCAAUAUGAUCAUUCUUCUUUGCAAAAUUCUGUCUACUGAGAUUUGAUGAGGGGAAAAUAUAACAUUAAAAGAUCUAAGGACUAAUAGGUCGUCUCACCAGAUUUUACUGGGAUUUAACCCAAGGAUUUAUCUGCUAAUUAGUAGUGAAGUCAUUUUUGAACAUAAUCCUUUAACAGUUAUUGCUAAAUUACAGUGUUUUGAUUUUUGCUUUUUAAUUUUAUGCCUGCCACAUCACUGUUCAGUUGCUGACAUUUUCCAAAAUGUGCUUUUAUUCAGCAACAUUGUGACUUUUGUGGGUUUAAUCUUUCGAGUUCACUGRCUGCGCAACAAGACAAUGAUGCACUGUUGAAAAGCAUGGGUUUGUUUCUGACAAGUCAUAUCUCUCCAAGAAAAACAACACUUAACCAAUAAAGGCAUUUCAGCAAUGAUCUGCAAGGUGAGAAUGAAAAUUUCCUUUGAAUUUGCUAUGCAAGAUUCUGUAURAGAAAAAUAUCCAGAUGCUGUGAAGGAUUUUGGAGACUGUGAGCACAGUACUGAGAGCAGACUUCCCAAGAUCUGGACAGGUAAACCAUGUGUAGAAGAAGGGCUCACAUGACAACACACGGUGCUGCUGUGUCAGAUUAGCCUCCUGCAUGGGAAAAACAUGCUCUUCACACACAUAGAAAGUCUGUCCUUUGGGAUACACUGCUAGGGAGACAGCAGCCUUGGGGCUGCAAAAGUAGCCAGGUCCAGACAAGGCAUACCUUCCUKCCUUCCCAGGAGAAGAGUGGCUCUAGCCAGCUGGUGCCUCGAUGAGAGCUGCAUGCUGGUUGGAGACUCGAGACCAUUGGCCUACUGGGGUACUAUGGCCAUACAUUUCUUCCACUAUUUAGAGUUGCCCUAUAAAACAAAGGUAUUUUAGGGACAUGGGCUUAGCAAAGAAGAGGAAGAAGGAGCAUAGCAGACAAAUUCRUACUUCAUAUUGUAAGGAAGUGCARGUGAGCACCCCUCAUGUAAGUGAGCUGUCCUGUUUUUUGCCCAUUUCCUUAGAAGGGCACUGCUCAUGCAUACAAGGACUUGCUCCUGGAAAUCUGGAGGGGCAGGUUCAACUAACCUCUAGCAAGGUAAAAAGACACCAGAAUGAAUUCCACACUACUCAACAUGUAAUGCAGAUGUCUAAAGUAGCAGCAAAUCCCCUCAAGGUCCCUAAGUGGUCAGUAGAGAGUAAGAAGUGCCUGAGCCAGAAUMAGGCAUAGAAUUUAAAUAGUCUCAGGGGAAGAUUAGCUGGCCAACUGCAGAAGGAACCUGGAAAUGCCAGACUCUUAAUUUAGGUAUCAGAUGCCUUAAUGCAGGUGAUGCAAAUACUCUUCACCCUCUUGCCUUAAAACGCCCUGGUGCUGCUUCGAUUAGCUGUCACCUCUUAUCCUAUCAGCUUUUAUUACCUGGCCACUAUCUUGCGAGGUUAAUAGCCACAGACUAAACAAAAGASCAAAAACUAUCCUCAAGGUAAAUUUUCUGGCUUGGAAAUAAUAUUUUUUCUUUCUUUUCUACUUUGUUUCACUGAACCAAAAAACUCCUUUAUGAUUUUGAAGCAUAGAUUAGUUCAGUGUGAUACAAAUCUUGCUGUAAUGGUGAUAUUUCUACUACGGUGUUUUAUUUUAAAUCCUUAUCUUGUUGGAAUYAAAUUUCUUUCUGUUUUUAUGUAAAUAUGGUGAAAUCAAUAAAAUCAGUGUCUGGAAAUCUGUGUAUACCCUGGAGCCCAUGUUCUCUUCAAUAAGCAAAAUGACAUCAGGUCCACUCUCAGAGUGGAGAUGGGAAAAAGGUGGAGCCAUGGGCACUUGUAAUAUCACACUUCAAACCAAGCAAGCAGAGAGMUUUCUGCCCAGUCCAGAAGCGACUGCAGCUGGCACAGCUUCUAUCCACCAGCAAGUUUGAGAAGAGUG